This is a messenger RNA of Effrenium voratum, 1281 nucleotides long. The record is from the annotation of a GenBank genome assembly. Lineage: Eukaryota; Dinophyceae; Suessiales; Symbiodiniaceae.
AUGCAGGUCACGGUGAUCCUGCUGGGUGCAGUGCUGAUGUGGUAUCUGGAACCGCAGGGCGCCUUCACCUUCCCCCAGGCGCUCUACACCUCCGCCAGCUGUGUGUCACAGAGCGGCCUCGCCGUGGUGGACUGGUCAAAGCAGGCAACGUCGACGUACGUGAUCAGCUUCUGCCUCAUCUUGCUGGGCUCGGCCUCCCUGCUGCACAUUGCGCCGGUGGUGCUGAGGCGGGGCCCGGGGUUCGGGGGCCUGGGGGCCUCACGCGGGCGCGCGGGCGUGGAGGCGCAAGAGCGCACUUCCAAGCUGGUGCCAGAAGUCAAAGCUUCUGGCACCAACUUCUGGAUGAUUGUCAUCGUGGCAAUCUGGUUCUCCUCCAGCAUUGUCUUCAACGUCACCGCGCAGAUGCUUCUCCGCAACCUGCCCAGCGCGGAGGACAUGACCAUCAUUGAGCUUAUGGUCACGGUGCUGGUAGGCGCGCUGACGCUGCCGCCCCGGGGGCACCGGCUGCUUGCAAAGGAAGAUGAAUUUCCGCUGAAGAGCUCCUUUUCCUUGGGCCUGCUGCACCUCUUCAAUUGCAGGAGCUUCGUCUACAGCUUGCAGUUCAUCCCCACCUCCCUGGCCCAGACCAUCCGGGCCACCAACCCAGUAUGGGUGGUGCUGUUGACCUUUGCGCUGGGCGCUCGCUAUGGGCUGCUGGUGCUGUGCAGCCUGCUUCCACUGGUGGGAGGCUUCGCGCUGGCGGUGGGCGCCGAGCCCAGCGGCUUUGAGCCGCAGGGCAUCCUGGCGGCGGUCCUCUCUGUGAACGCGCAGGUGUGCGUGAACCUCCUGGGCCAGCGCUGCAUGGCGCGCAGCCGGGAAGGCUCGGGCCGUGCGCUGCAUGCGUUUGAGGUGCAGUUCAACAGCUGCUUCUUCGCGCUCUGCAUCCUGGUGCCCAUUUGGCUGAUGGGUGGAGGUGCCAGCCGGCUGCUGGGCUUUUUGUCUGUGGUGGAUGAUCAGCUCCGGAACCGGAUCCUGGUGCUGUCCCUGGCGGACGGGUUCCUCUACUUCACGGAGCAGAGCGCCUCCUUCGCGGCCCUCAACAGCUUCCGGCCGCUGAACUUCGCGGUGGUCGACACCCUGAGGCGGCUGCUCAUCGUGCUGGUGGCGGGCUUCUGGGUGCAGGGCUCUGCGCUGUCUGCUUCCUCGGCGCUGGGUGUUCUGCUGGUGCUCACUGGCGGCGUGUGGUUCGCCUACGCCCGGGACCGCGAGGACCAGCGCAGAACCCUGGAGAAGCAGGACUAG